Pollicipes pollicipes is the source of this 1665-nucleotide messenger RNA. RefSeq names its product phosphoglycerate kinase. NCBI's taxonomy places the organism in Eukaryota, Metazoa, Arthropoda, Thecostraca, Pollicipedomorpha, Pollicipedidae. Gene Ontology annotation, cellular component: cytosol. Gene Ontology annotation, biological process: glycolytic process; gluconeogenesis. The coding region runs from base 136 to 1386 and encodes 416 amino acids. Gene Ontology annotation, molecular function: ATP binding; phosphoglycerate kinase activity; ADP binding. The transcript has 9 exons. The record is from RefSeq and is a predicted model, not a curated record.
UUCUGUGCACCUUUAAGCACGGUACAGUUUGUCGGGCGGCGGUGGGCGGCGAGGAGUACGCGGCGUGUCGAUCUUUUUCCUUGUAGGGUUUGAUAUAAGAAGAAGUAACAGACAGAACGGUACAUAUAAUCAGGGAUGUCACUGAACAAGAAGCUGACGAUAGAAGCUCUUAAUGUCGUUGGUCAACGGGUCCUCAUGAGGGUGGACUUCAAUGUACCACUGAAGGAUGGAAAGAUCACCAACAACCAAAGGAUUGUGGCUGCUCUGGACACCAUCAAGUAUGCCUUGGACAACCAGGCAAAGUCUGUGGUGCUGAUGUCCCAUUUGGGAAGGCCAAAUGGCCACAGGGAUGGAAAAGCAUCCAUGAAGCCUGUAGCUGAGGAACUCAAGAAACUGCUUGGAAGAGACAUCACAUUCUUAAAUGAGUGUGUUGGUCCAGAGGUGGAGAAGGCUUGUGCGGACCCACCAGCUGGCUCGGUUAUCCUGCUGGAGAACCUCCGGUUUCAUGUGGAGGAGGAGGGCAAGGGAGUCAAUGAGAAAGGAGAAAAGGUGAAGGCGGAGCCGGCCCAGACGGCCACGUUCCGCCAGUCGCUGCGUAAGCUCGGCGAUGUGUACGUCAACGACGCGUUCGGCACGGCGCACCGGGCUCACAGCUCGAUGCUGGGCGAGGGGUUCGAGCGACGCGCGGCCGGCGCGCUGCUGAAGCGCGAGCUCACCUACUUCGCCAAGGCGCUGGAGUCGCCCGAGAGACCGUUCUUGGCGAUUCUGGGCGGUGCGAAGGUGCAGGACAAGAUACAGCUGAUCGAGAACAUGCUGGACAAGGUGAACGAAAUGAUCAUCGGUGGCGGCAUGGCCUUCACCUUCCUCAAGGAGCUCAAUGGCAUGAAGAUCGGAAGCUCGCUGUACGACGCUGAGGGUGCGAAGAUAGUUCACCAGCUGAUGGAGAAGGCAAAGGCCAACAACGUCCAGAUCCACUUGCCCGUGGAUUUCGUCACCGCCGACAAAUUCGAUGAAAAGGCCCAGGUGGGCGCGGCCUCGGUGGAGGGCGGUGUGCCCGACGGCUGGCUGGGGCUGGACAUCGGCCCCAAGACUGUCGAGGCCAUCAAACCUAUCAUCUCGCGCGCCAAGACCAUCGUCUGGAACGGGCCCCCCGGCGUGUUCGAGUUCGAGCCGUUCUCGGGCGGCACCAAGGCGAUGAUGGCGGCCACAGUGGAGGCCACGCGCGCCGGCGCCACUUCCAUCAUUGGCGGCGGUGACACGGCCACGUGCUGUGCCAAGUACGGCACCGAGCAGCUGGUCAGCCACGUCAGCACCGGCGGCGGCGCCAGCCUCGAGCUGCUCGAGGGGAAGGUGCUUCCAGGGGUUGCUGCUCUGUCCGACAACUGAACCACGGAGCACGAUUCAGAGGAACAGUCAGAGAAGCAUUAGAUGCGACUGCCAGUAGAAGUCAAUGUUCACGUUUGCGCCCCGCCGCUUUAAAUGUGAUAUGCUGCGCAGUUUUUCUGGAUCUAUUGCAUCUAUAUUCUGCUGUUAUGUGCAAGUUUCAGAUGCAUUUUACUGUGGGCGGCGACAGGGAAGACAGAAUAGUGUACUGUGUAGCAGAAAUUCGGGUUUGGUCCUUCUUUGUGAUUGAUGUAGUAUGUACCAAUACAUAUGGAAAUAACA